Molecule: messenger RNA, 4843 nt
Organism: Ctenopharyngodon idella (grass carp)
Lineage: Eukaryota; Metazoa; Chordata; Actinopteri; Cypriniformes; Xenocyprididae
Gene: dact1
Product: dishevelled-binding antagonist of beta-catenin 1
Exons: 5
Coding region: 1803-4247 (814 amino acids)
Biological process (GO): negative regulation of canonical Wnt signaling pathway; negative regulation of JNK cascade; regulation of Wnt signaling pathway, planar cell polarity pathway
Cellular component (GO): cytoplasm
Source: RefSeq, a predicted model, not a curated record
AAUAUAUAACAUGCUAGAAACACAAUAAUCACUGCAGUAAUGAUCCAGUCAUGGACUCUUAAGUAUUUGCCUGUUUCAAUCCAAACAGCGACUUUUUAUUUUUUUACUUAUUUUUUUAUUUUUUUUUGGCUGGGCAGUGUAUGAAUAAUUAUCACAGAAAAUAAAUCCAGACUCGUUAUCAGUGCCCUGAAAUGAAUAUGAGAACAAUCCCAAAGGGGUUUAUUUUGCAAUAAUGAGUGGCUUAUUGUUAUUAUCUUGACUAUUAUAUGGCUAUGUGCCGAAUAAAUUAGUAGAGUGGACAUGAAAUAAUAUAAUUUAAAUGUAUUAUUAAUAGAGUUAAAUGGUCAUUAUACUAAAAUAGUUGACCAAUUUCUUAUCAUAACAUACACACACCAUCUUCUCGGUCUUGCACUUUUCCAGAAUAAAUUGAAGCUGUGGGAGAAAAGUUUUUUUUUUUUUUUUUUUUUUCAGGUCAUGACCUUCACAGCAAUCAUUUUCAUUUAAAGACACUCUACCUUGUCCAAUUCAAAGAUCCACAGGGCACCUUUAUAAAAUGAGGGUGUGUGAAGCGUUUCUGGCGGCGUGAGUGUGUUUUAAUUACACACAAAUCACUGGGAUGAAUGAUGGAGGGGCGGAGAAGGGAUGCAGGAGUACCCGUGGCUGAUAAGAUGUUGCCAUGACAACCGUAUCCGCGUAACCUCCCGGUUAAAGCAAGUGCUGCAGGGAUUAGAAAAGCAAAGCAAAAAGUCAAUCGGUAUUAUCUUCGCAGUUUAGAAACGGAUCGCUGCAUUAAACCAACUCAUUUCCUUCAGAUCCGUCUCGGAUACUAAACAUUAAUUUAUUUUAAAACCUUUGAAAGUUCAGUUUUGGCUCUCAGACAAGAAAUAUUAAAUCUGUGCUUCUUCACUUUAAUUACACUGAAUCUGAGAAAGCAAUAAAACCUGUAAAGCAAAUAAAGAUUUUGAUCUGUCAAUAAGAUGUAUGAGACUUAUGAAGCAUAUGGAAACCAGGCCAAUUACGUGGGUAGUUUGACAUUUGGAAGACUGCAAAUGCAUCCGAAGAUGCAGGGUAUGAGCUAUGAAGUUUUUCUUUAUGGAGUGGGCCAUAAAGUGUUGGCUUCAUCAUUUGGUUUUAUAUUUGACAUUUCAAGUCUGUUGUCGUCUGUACUCAAAGGGCUCUCAGGCUUUGGUGGAAAUGCUGAUUAUCUUAUAAAGAGUUUCUUUCAGAUGUUUCACACAAAGCAUCACAUCUUAAAUCUGAAACAUGGAACCAGAACAGAGAACUGAACAGCGACGGCAUCACAGAACCACAAAUGGAGAACAUCCGCGGGACACACUCAACCCUCUACACGACUACAGCAAGCUGAUCAUGCAUGAAAGGACACUUCCAUAAGACAGAGGAGGAGGGAGUGAACAUGGCGGGCAUUGGGACCCCGUCGCCUCCUCCUCAGCGGCAGCAGCAAGGUUUCCUCCGUGUGCGCGAGUGUGAUUGAGCUCUUCACUGCAGGACACAUUCAGAUCCCAGUAUCAACCAGACGGGACACAGCAACGCCCUCUCUAUCUCUCUGUCUGUGGAUUUGGACUUUUUAUACUGAGCUUCAGCAGGGACAACAAACUUUCUUAAUUAAAUAUCUAUAGGACAAACAGUUCUUUUAAUUUUUUUCUCUGAAUUUUUGGAUUCUUUUUUGGUUUUGAUGCUCACUUUUAUUACAUUGAGAUUAUCUGACCAUGUCAUAAGUGUUUCUCAGAUGCACUUAGUUCAUAAGAAGAAUCUCCAUAACAUUAUUAUCGGUGGAUAUAUAAAUGAAUGAGCUGUCAGAGAUGCUGGUGUCCAGGGAUUAUUGCGCGCUUAUGAUGCGAGAUCGGAAGGAAUGCGACGCGCGCUCUCGGGAGAAGGCGGACGGUGAAGUGGAGCGGGUUCGAACCCGAGAGCGUCUGGACGCGACUGUAGCAGGUCUAACCGAGCUGGAGUAUCUGAGGCAGAGACAGGAGCUGCUGGUCAGGAGUGUGUUGAACUGUCAGGAGGCUGCAGGAAAGGACAAACCCUGCCAUACAGUGGAGGACAGCUAUCUGAAUACUGAAGAAAAACUUCUGGAGGAGAAUAUUUUAUUACUCAGAAAACAAUUGAACUGCCUUAGGAGACGAGAUGCAGGUUUGAUCAACCAGCUCCAGGAAUUAGACAGGCAGAUCAGUGACCUGCGGUUGGACACAGAGACUUCGCAUGAACACGUGGAAACGGACAGCCGACCAAGCUCAGGCUUUUACGACCUAAGCGACGGUGCUUCUGGAUCCCUCUCCAAUUCCUCCAACUCCGUCUUCAGCGAGUGUUUGUCCAGUUGUCGUUCCACCACCUGCCUGUGCACCCCCCUCGACACCUCGCUCUGUCCCUCUGAGGGAAGGCUUAAGCCUGCAGAUGAGCUGGGAAUUUGUGCAGAGUGUGAAUGCCAUUGCGAAGACUCAAGUUCCGGAACAGUCCGCAGGUCUCUUUCUGCAUCCUACUCCCCUUCCCCGGAUGGCACCUGCGAUGGCCUUUCUAAAUUCCACUGUGAUCUCAUUGCCAAAAAUUGUAAUGAUGUGUACCGGUACCCCAGCCCUCUCCAUGCCGUGGCUGUCCAGAGUCCCAUCUUCUUUCAAUCUAUGACUAGUAACCUAAAGGACGAUUGUAGCUUCUCCAAGCUUGGUGAAGCAUCAAGUGAUGAACAGAAACCAGAGCAGGUCAUGGGCACCCAGAAUUCAUCUUGGCAUGCCUCUCAGACACUCCAAAACAAAAAACUGGAUAGUUAUAUCUUUGGGCUACUUCAGAGGAGGGCACAACCAUUGAGGACCAGCAAACCUCGAACAAGCAUCAACACUGACCCCUCCAAGAGCAUUUUAAGGCAGGCUAGUCUUUGCUCACGGGCCCCUGCUGCUGUCCAGGCCCAGCAAAGGACCUCUGACCUCAAGCCUAACUGGCAGACAUGUUUACAAGAUGCAUCAGCAACUAGCACUGAGCCAAGCACAGCUUCGCCCCAAAGACAGUGGUCUGCUGAGUCUCCAAGUCAACCACAGAACAGUUACUCAAUCACUAAUGAUAAUAACACUAGUUGCCUCUUGAAGAAGAAAGUUUUCGGAGCCAGUAAAGGCCAGCCGUUAAGUGUUGCAUCGAAGGACUGCCAGGACUUAGGCAGCCCAAAUGCAAUUUCCUCUCCCAAACUCAACAAGCAUUCUUAUUACACUGUGGAAGACAAUAAAUCAGGACAAGCAAUGAAAACGAGUCCUCUUAAGAGGAGUCCUAAAGCUCAGGCUCCAGCAAGUUGUGGUAAAGACGCCGAGCAGCUGGCUCCAGAGUUGCUUAGUCUCGGUUCUUCUUCGCAAAGCCAAGAUGAGGGAGGUCAAAUGGUCAGUGCCCAGUUCAUCCCUGCUCAGAAACAGAAUGUAAAUCUCCGCAAGGGUGGCACCAAGAACAUCAAAAUUGUCAAAGUGAAAAAUUCCACCAGUGCAAAAAGUAGACCUCAUGUGUCCAAGCAUGUUUCAGAGAUUGUUCGUGACAAGCAUCGGACAGGAUCUAGGAGGUCUCGACAAGUGGACGAUGUCCACCAUGUACACAAAUCCUACAAAAAGGCCUCCACAAAAGCCAAGAGAAUCCCUGCCUCCAUCCCUGAAGAACGAAUCCUGGAGAAGCACACCAGUUCCACAGGGGGUCGAUCUUCUGCCCAGAGACACCACGGACAUCACCGACAUGAGGCGGUGUUGGCCAAACCCAAGUACAAGCGCAACGACUACCACCGGCGACCGAGGGGUCUCCACGAGAUCCCAUACGAGGAGGCUUACAGGAGGGCUCACUGCAGGCAGAAACGAGAAAUGCUGGGCCACAUGUCAGCCAUGCACCUGCCAUCUAACGCACACUACACCAGCCCCUACGCCUACGUGGGCAGCGACUCUGAAUAUUCAGCAGAGUGCGCCUCUCUCUUCCAUUCCACCAUUCUGGACACAAGCGAGGAUGAGCGCAGUAACUAUACCACCAACUGUUUUGGAGACAGCGAGUCAAGCGCCAGCGAGGCGGACUAUGUAGCUGAGAGCAGCACUAGUAGUGACUCUGAGGGCAGUGCAGGGGUCAACUGGCGCCAGUUCAACCAGGCGGGUGCAGGAUCCCACGGAAUGACGUCAGCACAGGCAAAGGCAUUUGUCAAAAUCAAGGCUUCCCACAAUUUGAAGAAGAAGAUCUUGCGUUUCCGAUCAGGCUCUUUAAAACUCAUGACCACAGUGUGAGAGACUUGAGAGGGACACAGAGAUCAGUUAGGAUGCAGCCAAUCAAAUUGGCUUCUCUCCCUUAUCACACAAUCAAGUGCCUAGACAGAAAUCAGCUGCACGGCCUAAAACUGCCUGUCUGUUAGCUGAGAACUCAACUUCUGUCCAGCACAACGCCUUCCCCUGCACUUUUCACCCCUUUGAUGUCAUUGUCUGUAGCCUUUUUUAACUUUUUGUUUUGUAUUUAUUAUAAAUUCAGCUUUUGCUGUGAUGCAUCUACAUAGCAAGUACUAUGUAAUUGCAUGGUUCAUACACGGUUUACUUUUCUAAAGAUAUUUAUAACUUAAUAUAUUUGGUUAGCCAUACAUGGAAAUAAAAUAGGAAAGUAUGACUGAACUGAAGCAGUGUAUGACAGACAGUCUGUCUGAGAAAUGUUCAUCCAAGCCUAGUUCACCUGCUGAUCAUUAAGGGCUUUUGUUAAAUGCACAUUAAAUAUGCAUGAGCAACAGCUUUACCAUUUACCUUAUUAGCUGUAAAUGACCCUUUUGUAAAAUAAAUGUUAAUGUAUGUUGAUUUCUUGUGUCUUUAUUCUUUAUUAAAUCCAAUUGUCAAAAUCA